This is a messenger RNA of Mesitornis unicolor (brown roatelo), 2656 nucleotides long. It is a transcript of the gene ATF2, whose product is annotated as activating transcription factor 2. Gene Ontology annotation, biological process: regulation of transcription by RNA polymerase II. The coding region runs from base 121 to 1584 and encodes 487 amino acids. The transcript is spliced from 13 exons. Gene Ontology annotation, molecular function: cAMP response element binding; DNA-binding transcription factor activity, RNA polymerase II-specific. The record is from RefSeq and is a predicted model, not a curated record. NCBI's taxonomy places the organism in Eukaryota, Metazoa, Chordata, Aves, Mesitornithiformes, Mesitornithidae.
GGAAAAAAUAGGUGUUCCAGUCCCUCCAGUUCCUUGCCAUGAAAAGGAGGAUAUGAUAGUUUGCCCUAUGAAACUGGUUUAUAUGUGAAAUCUGGCAGGUAGCACAACGACCUGUGGAAUAUGAGUGAUGACAAACCCUUUUUAUGCACUGCCCCUGGAUGUGGCCAGCGUUUUACCAAUGAGGAUCAUUUGGCUGUCCAUAAACAUAAACAUGAGAUGACACUGAAAUUUGGUCCGGCUCGUAAUGAUAGUGUCAUUGUGGCUGAUCAGACACCGACACCAACUCGAUUCUUGAAGAACUGUGAAGAAGUGGGCUUAUUCAAUGAAUUAGCAAGUCCUUUUGAAAAUGAGUUUAAAAAGGCUUCUGAAGAUGACAUUAAGAAAAUGCCUCUAGAUCUGUCUCCUCUUGCAACACCAAUUAUAAGAAAUAAAAUAGAAGAACCUUCCGUUGUAGAGACAACUCAUCAAGAUAGUCCUUUACCUCAUCCAGAGUCUACAACCAAUGAUGAAAAGGAAGUGUCACUGCAGCAGACCGCACAGCCUACAUCAACAAUAGUUCGUCCAGCGUCGCUACAGGUUCCUAACGUACUACUUACGAGCUCUGACUCCAGUGUUAUUAUUCAGCAGGCAAUACCAUCACCAACAUCUAGUACUGUUAUUACCCAGGCUCCAUCCUCUAACAGACCAAUAGUUCCAGUUCCAGGUCCUUUUCCUCUGCUGUUACAUCUUCCUAAUGGACAAACCAUGCCUGUUGCUAUUCCUGCAUCUAUCACAAAUUCUAAUGUGCAUGUCCCUGCUGCAGUUCCACUUGUUAGACCUGUCACCAUGGUGCCUAGUAUCCCAGGAAUCCCAGGGCCUUCCUCCCCACAGCCAGUGCAGUCUGAGGCUAAAUUGAGGUUGAAAGCAGCCUUGACCCAGCAGCACCCUCAGGUAACAAAUGGAGAUACUGCCAAGGGCCAUCCAAGUGGGUUGGUUAGGACUCAGUCAGAGGAGCCACGACCACAGUCACUACAACAACCUGCAACUUCAACAACUGAAACACCGGCAUCACCAGCUCAGCCUACGCCACAAACACCAAAUACAGGUGGUCGUCGAAGAAGAGCUGCCAAUGAAGACCCUGACGAGAAAAGAAGAAAGUUCCUGGAGAGAAACCGGGCUGCUGCUUCCAGAUGCCGACAGAAACGGAAAGUCUGGGUGCAGUCGUUGGAGAAAAAAGCUGAGGACCUGAGCUCGCUAAAUGGCCAGUUACAGAAUGAAGUCACCCUGCUGAGAAACGAAGUGGCACAGCUGAAACAGCUUCUUCUGGCUCAUAAAGAUUGCCCUGUAACCGCCAUGCAGAAGAAAUCUGGCUAUCAUACUGCAGAUAAAGAUGACAGUUCAGAGGACAUAUCAGUGCCAAGCAGUCCACACACGGAGGCCAUCCAGCACAGUUCUGUCAGCACAUCCAACGGUGUAAGCUCCACCUCCAAGGCAGAAGCGGUGGCCACCUCAGUUCUGACCCAGAUGGCAGACCAGAGCACAGAGCCUGUGCUUUCCCAGAUCGUCAUGGCGCCUCCCUCCCAGUCCCAGCCUUCAGGAAGUUGAUUAAAAACUUGCGUUGCAUCCGUUUUAGAUACACAUUUGUGACUUUAAAGGGAAAUCGACAACAGACCAGUCUCCAUCUAGGAGAAAUUGUAGCUUAAAAUUAUUCAUUUUUAAAAAUCCAACUUAAAUUUGGCUUUAAUGAUUGGCAGGUAAAGAUGAGACAGAACACCAGUUCUAGUUUCUCUGCAAAAGACUUCUUUCUUUUUAAGUAUUAGUUUUACUAGUUAUUUUUUUUUUUGUGCUUAAUGUGUAAAGUGUGUGUACAGUACAAUGUGGUUUAUUUCAUUUUUAAUUUGGUAUGAUUUCAGCAAACAUUGGGGUGAAUUACUAAAGGUCAUCCCCAAGACUGUGAUAGUAAUAUUAUGUGACAUUUUUAUACCAAAGUUCUGCAUAGUCCCUAUUGACUUUGUAACAUUAGCAAGGUCAUAAAGCACUAGGCAAGAGAAAGACAGUAACAGUCAAUUUGCUUUUAGUCUUUUUGCCUUUUUGUUGUUUUGCACAUAAUGAGAGGAAGAACAUUGGGAGGAAAACGUUUGGGUUGUUUUAUGUAUUGCAUUUUGGUUGGCUUUUUAACUGUUGGGGUUUUUAAUUUGUUCAAUAGGGCCAGUACAGUAUAUGAGAUACAGUACUCUUAUGCACAUACCUAUCCAGAUGAGGAUCAGUACUAAAGAGAUUUGACUUUUUUUUAAUUUCCAAUUGAUGUCAGGUGGUUUUUUUCCCUCCCUCCAAUACUUCCAUUCUGGGGGGAGGAGAGCUUUAUUUCUCCAGUCAGAAUAGGUGUCUAUAACUACCCUUUGUUGCUAGGCUGAAACCAGUAAGCAUAUUGUAAAAUACAGGGUUAUCAAAUAUGGAAUACUUAGUAUUCCAAAGUAGGUGGAUAUUUUGUGGAUUUUUGAGUCACAGACUAAGGAGUUUACCAUGGUUUUUGGAUGCCAGAAAAGCCUAAAAUCCUUCUUCAGACAACUCAAGACUUUUUUUUGUCAUUGUCUUGUAUUUGCAAGCUAACUUGUACUUAACUCUUGUGUAAGCACUGUCAUCUUUUAGUAGCAAAAAUUUUGAUACCUUUCUUGUG